Molecule: messenger RNA, 3781 nt
Organism: Sitophilus oryzae (rice weevil)
Lineage: Eukaryota; Metazoa; Arthropoda; Insecta; Coleoptera; Curculionidae
Product: zinc finger protein 813-like
Exons: 11
Coding region: 611-3472 (953 amino acids)
Cellular component (GO): nucleus
Molecular function (GO): zinc ion binding
Source: RefSeq, a predicted model, not a curated record
UGCUAGUGCAGUUAUUGAGACUAUGAAUGUUUUUUUUUACUCAGCCACUACGCGCACUUUAGUAUAGAAACAAAAGUAUCGAUAUCGAUACUCUAAUUUACUCGUAUCGAAUCAUCCCUAGUUAUGGCUUUUUCUUAAAGUCCCUAGAUAUAUAUAUCUAGGGACUUUACUUUUUUUAUUUUACGUUUGGUGAUACUGCUGCGCGUGGACUUUUGUUUACAAAAUCAGCUGUUUAGCAGUAGAUAUUCAGCAAAUACCAGUAUGUAUUCAGUAUUCGCUCACAUUCGAGCAUUUUCAUUUUUUCAGGGGAUUGAUUUUAGGUAUUAUUUGUUAUUUUAGUGCAAAAAACUAAUCACUUUGAUGCAUUUGAUGUUUAAACGUGGUUUAAACUCUGUGUUUAAAUGGCUUAAGAGUCUAACAAUUCAGAGUGUGUUUUUUUGUGAUGCGCCUCAUCUUUGUUGUGUUCCUGAUUGCAAGAGUAAAUUGAGAACAUAUUAAUAUCAAAUUCACAUCAAUAACUUCAAGAUUGACGACGUACCUAAAGUCCUUCUAAAGUGGACCAUCACCCUUUGGUGCUUGUUGUACUCCUGUAUUAUCAAUUAUUUUAAGCAUGCCUUUUUCAUGCUCUGUUCCAAAUUGUCGCGGGAAUUAUAGAGGAGGUCCCAAGGUUUCUGCUUUUAUAUUCCCCAAAAAUGACGAGCUUCGUAAAAAAUGGUUGACAGCUAUUAAAAGAGAUAAUUUCACUCCUACUAGCAGUUCUCGGGUAUGUGAAUUACAUUUUCGCAAUGAAGAAGUUGAAAGGAGUACAAAAUUUUAUGUUACAACGGGUGAAGCAUUGGAUGUACCUUUAAAGGUACCGAGGCUAAAAAAAGGUGCGAUUCCGAGUAAACUACCAGGUUGCCCAGAAUAUUUGUCGAAACAAACCACAUAUCGAGAGGGUCCUGAAUUAAAAAAGCAAAAAGAAGAAAAUGCUUUGUUUCAAAAAGCUGUUGCUGAGAGUGUAGCUAGUGCUAGUACAUAUGACGCGGUACAUUCAUUAUCAACUUUCAAUGAAUUAUAUUCAAGUAAUGUAUGCGAAUUACGCUUUCGGCCCCACGAAAUUGAAAGAGUAGCUUCUUAUUAUGUGGAAAGAACUGGCGAACUAUUAACUGCUCCAUUAAAGAAUCCAAGAGUUGCUAAAGAUGCAGUACCUUCUAAACUACCUGGUUGCUCCACGUACCGUUUUAAAAAACAAAAGCCCGAUAGGUCUCGGAAGAAAGCGCCAGAGGAAAAAAAGGGACCUUUGUCUCUCAGAGUAUGCCGAACCUGCUUAGCUCAUAAGGACCUGUAUUUAAUUGACAAUGUUAAUCGGGAAGGUCUUGAUCUUAAAGAAAUAAUCGAAAAUUGGACCCCUCUUAAGUUAAAAAAGAAUGAGAAACUCCCAAGAAAGAUGUGUCAACGUUGUAUUAAUAAUAUGUACCAAACAUACCAAUUUUUACUUAAGUGUAAGAAGUCAGAAGAAACUUUAAAACGAUAUUUUUAUCAAGGCGUACAGAAUGAACUUAACGAACAAGUUUUAAUUGCAAAAAACUCUGAAAUGGAGGUUUGUGAAAACAGUACAUAUAAGAAAAACAACAAGACGAAAUCUGAUAGUGAGAAUGUAGAUGAUAUUCAAUCAGAUAUUCAUUACACAGAGGAUCUGUCUGAUGUUCGUGAAAAUAAUACAUACAAGAAAAACAAGGCAAAAUCAGAUAGUGAGAAUGUAGGUGAUAUUUAUUCAGAUAUUCAUUACACAGAUGAUCUGUCUGAUGUUGGUGAAAACAAUACAUAUAAGAAAAAUAACAAGGCGAAAUCAGAUAGUGAGAAUGUAGGUGAUAUUUAUUCAGAUAUUCAUUACACAGAUGAUCUGUCUGAUGUUGGUGAAAACAAUACAUAUAAGAAAAAUAACCAGGGGAAAUCAGAUAGCGAGAAUGUAGGUGAUAUUCAUUCAGAUAUUCAUUACACAGAGGAUCUGUCUGAUGUUGAAGAUUCUAAAGAAUUGAUUAAUAUUGUAUUUGAUGACCCAGAGAGUGAGAAAGGAGAAAAUACUAAUACUUUAUCGAGGAUUACAAAUAUUAAAAUAGAAUUUGAUGAGAAUGAAGUAAUAGACAAUGAAAUUAAGACAACCAAUGAUGAACAAACAGUACACGAUGAUAAUUUAACAGAUCUUGUAAAUAAGGAAUUAAAAAAUGAUGUAGGUGAUGACAGACACGAAAAAGAUAACGCUGAUGUUUUAUUUGAUAUCGCAAAUGAUCAAACUGAAAUUAAGCAGAUCGAAGUAAAGAAUAAAUCUAUGAAAAGACGAAGACUAAAGGCACAGCUAAUUGAUAAAAAACAUCUAUCAAAAAGUAAAAAUAUAUCAUAUGUUUUCCUAAAAGGUCCACCAUACAUAUGCAUCACAUGUGAUGCAUCUUUCCAAAGCUACAAGGAACUACGAAAGCACAAAACUGAGACCAAUCACAAGAAACUGUCAAAGUUUUUAUGUCCAUAUUGUAAUAAGAAACAUGAUAGUUACUCUACACACGUGGAACACGUUCGAACUCAUACAGGAGAAAAACCAAAUAAAUGCUCUAUAUGUGGCAAACGCUUCAAUUUACAGUGUGUCCUUAAAAGACAUAUGCUUACCCAUAUGGAAGUCAAGCCACAUAGUUGUACAUUUUGUAAUAAACAAUUUACACGCAGGCAAUAUUUAACGGACCAUGAAAGAAAACAUACGGGGGAAAAAUUGAUAUGCUCAUUUUGUGGCAAAGGAUUUUCCUCGUAUGGUUUAUUACGCUGUCAUGAAAAGGCUCAUAAAGGGCCUCCGGGAAGCGAUAACAAAUCAAACAAAAGUACGGACCCAAUGGCAAGAGAUAAGUUAUUUGAAUGUCAUGUUUGCGGAAAGGAAUUACAAUCACACCCAAGUUUAAAAGCGCAUCUACGUCUUUUACAUGGUCCAAGAAAUUUUAAAUGUGAAAUAUGUGGAAGAGCUUACGUUAGUAAAAAACAUUUAGAAGAUCAUAUACGAAUAUCUCAUCAAGGCAUUAAACAUUUCUGUAACGUAUGUGACAAGGCAUAUACACGAGUAAAUGACUUGAAGUUUCAUAUGAAAUCACAUCUUGGGCCAAAUGUUUAUCCCUGCGAACUAUGUGAAAAAACAUUUACAUAUAAAAACUCUUUAGUUCAGCAUCGGCGAAUUCAUACUGGCGAUACAAAAUAUCAAUGCAAAGAGUGUUUUCACAUAUGUGUGAAUAAGCGUAAUCUAGAGCAGCACAUGCGUGUCCAUACCGGAGAUAAACAAUUCGUCUGCAAUUUUUGUGGAAAAAUGUUUGCCCAACAGACUAACCUGUAUGCUCAUAUGAAAAUCCAUACCGGGGAGAAAAACUACGCUUGUGAAAUAUGUGGUAAAACUUUUUAUCGAGUCAGAGUAUUGAACAAACACCUGGCAACUCAUGCCAAGCAUAAAGAACUUUAAGACGCCGAGUAGAAAAUUGUAUUUGAUAUUUGUAUAGUUUUUUUUAUAAAUCCAUUUUUUGUAAGAUAUUUUUUAUGUAAUAUUUGCUGUAGUGUACAAAAAUUACUUAUAAUUACACAGGACAUACUUAUUUACUUACAUGUAUGCAUUUAUCUAGGUAUAUAAACAAAUAUUGGUUUAAAAUUUAAAUAAGCAUCAAAGUUAAUAAGAAAAUAUUUUACGUAUAUGUAUUUUUUAUAUUUCAUAUUUGUUUAUAAGGAGUUACAAGAUCAUGAUAUUUCUCUAUAUAAUUAAAUUUGUUUGCAAAGU